AUGGGCCUCACAGACAGCUAUGACAUUGCCCUGCUGCACCUUGAGUUUUCUGCCUAUGACAAUGGGUUCGUUGAGACUGGAAUACUUCCACCCAAAGGAGAAGUUUUGCCCAAUAACUAUCCCUGCUAUAUGACUGGAUGGGGACUGGUUAGUGCCAGUGGCACCACCACGGACACACUGCAAGAGGUGCUGCUGCCAGUGGUCGACCAUGAGAUCUGCUCCCAGAAUGACUGGUGGGGCUCUCAAGCAAAAGCCACUAUGGUCUGUGCAGGUGGAGAUGGUGUGAGGGCCGGAUGCAGUGGGGACUCUGGGGGUCCUCUCAACUGUUACAGAGACGGUCGCUGGGAAGUCCAUGGGAUUGCCAGCUUUGCUCUGCUUCCUCACUGUAACACCUACAAGAAGCCAACAGUCUUCACACGUGUCUCAGCCUACGUGGACUGGAUCUCCAACCCACUAGAGGGCAUUGGCAAACCAAGGCAGUUAUCACCAGCUGCUAAAGAGGUUCUGUGGGCCGAGAGCGACCAAAGGGCAGGGACCAGCCCGCACCCCCUCCGUGUGUCCUCUCGCAGACACAGACGAGCAGUGACACAGGAGCUGCUUUUUGCCACCGUGACCCACAGAUCCGUGCAACAGAAAUGUUCUCAUUCCAGGGAGUGCAA
This is a messenger RNA of Merops nubicus (carmine bee-eater), 659 nucleotides long. RefSeq names its product chymotrypsin-like elastase family member 1. The transcript has 5 exons. Gene Ontology annotation, biological process: proteolysis. Gene Ontology annotation, molecular function: serine-type endopeptidase activity. NCBI's taxonomy places the organism in Eukaryota, Metazoa, Chordata, Aves, Coraciiformes, Meropidae. The record is from RefSeq and is a predicted model, not a curated record. The annotation marks the transcript as partial.